Molecule: messenger RNA, 5851 nt
Organism: Polyodon spathula (Mississippi paddlefish)
Lineage: Eukaryota; Metazoa; Chordata; Actinopteri; Acipenseriformes; Polyodontidae
Product: collagen alpha-2(XI) chain-like
Exons: 65
Coding region: 253-5730 (1825 amino acids)
Molecular function (GO): extracellular matrix structural constituent
Source: RefSeq, a predicted model, not a curated record
AGAGAGAGAGAGAGCGAGUCUCUUAGAGUUUAGUCUCUCACAGGUCCACUGCCUAGUCACCCCGACGCACUUCUCCAGUUCAAUGGGGCAAUCACACUAGAUUGGAUUUUUAGAACUAAAACUACCCUCUAUUUAAAACCAUAUUUGCGCAAUCUAGAAUAUUAUCUACACAUAUACAUAUAUAAAAGGAUUCGUUUAUUUUCACUAUCCACCAGUGGUGCCCACAGUCCAGACUGUGUGAGAAAUUGAAAUAUGGAUUUGCCGAGCUCAUCCACUCGGAAGAAACGGCGACCCUGGUUCUCGGACCUCACCUCUUUCGCAGCGCUGGCUCUGGUGUUGUGGCACAGCACGCCGACUGCAGCAGCAGACCCUGUUGAUGUACUGAAGGUGCUGCAGCUCCACACUCUCCCGGAGGGGGUCCAAAAGGCCCCUGGGUUCUGUCCCACUCGUCGCACGGGCCACGGUGACGUGGCAUACAGGAUAUCCAAGCAGGCCCAGAUCAGUGCCCCCACCAAGCAGCUCUUCUCAGGUCAAUUCCCGGAGAACUUCUCGAUCAUGGCCCUGGUGAAGGCGAGGGCGGGGUUGCAGGCGUUCCUGCUCUCGGUGUACAGCGGGCAGGGGUUGCAGCAGCUGGGAGUGGAGCUGGGCCGGUCCCCCGUCUUCCUGUACGAGGACCAGAGCGGGAAACCAGUGCCUGAAGACUACCCACUCUUCAAAGGGAUCAACCUGGCCGACGGCAAGAUCCUAGAUGAGGAGGUGUUCGAGGGUGAUAUCCAGCAGCUCCUGAUCGCCUCUAACCCCCAGGCUGCGUAUGAUUACUGUGAGCACUACAGCCCUGACUGCGACACUGCGCUGCCUGACAUCCCGCAAGCACAGGAGGCUAAAGACUACAAGACAAGCAAAGCCGCUGUCAGCCACAAGGACGCGGUCAAAGCCAAACCCAAACCGGCCGCGUCCAACGGCAACGCAAAGACCCCCCCGAAAAACAAAAAUGGCAGCAACAACGGCAAGGCCUCCCCCUCUAAAAAAGCCCCCCCCAAGCCUGCCGCCACCACCCCUGUUAAAACCGCGGCAGAAAAGACCCCCAAAGCCAAGGUAGCUGCGGUGAAAAACACGGUCAGCAAAGCACCAGUCAAAAAAGGUGCAAUCUCCACCGGCAAAACCAAGAAGAAAUCCGGCAGCGGCUAUCAACAGGAUGUAAGCACCGCCCCCACAGUGGCAGGUCACACCCCCUCUCAGGCACACCACACCCCCUACCCAGGGGAGGAGUACAAUUACACUCCAAAGGAGGAGCCCGAGGCAAGACAGGAGCUUAUUGGACAGCUGGAGACAGGCCCACCCCCUGUCGCCGAGGAGGAGGAGGUGAAGUUUGGUUCUGAAGCCCCUGCUGAGGAGCUCUUCACAGAGGAGUAUGUGACAGGCGACAGUGAGGCCGAGGCGGGCCCCGGGGCAUCAGAGUACGAUUACUCCUACAAGGACUUCAGAGACAACAACCCCGCCCAGAUAGGCCCCGCUCUCUCUGCAGAGACAGAGGAAGGAGGUGCCAUCGUGAGGGGGGUGAAAGGAGAGAAGGGAGAGCCAGCUGUGAUGGAACCUGGCAUGCUGAUUGAAGGACCCCCAGGACCUGAAGGCCCGGCUGGUCUCCCCGGCCCCUCUGGCCCACCCGGACCCCCAGGCUCUAUAGGCGAACCAGGAGAGAGGGGCCCCACUGGUCGAGCUGGCUUACCCGGUGCUGAUGGAUUACCUGGCCCCCCUGGCAGCUCCAUCAUGCUUCCUUUCCGGUUUGGGAUGAGUGCGGGGGAGAAGGGGCCCAUUGUUGCUGCUCAGGAGGCGCAGGCACAGGCUAUCCUGCAGCAGGCCAGGCUGGCUAUGACGGGUCCUCCUGGACCAAUGGGAUUCACCGGUCGCCCAGGACCCGUGGGCACCCCUGGCAACCCCGGACAGAAGGGAGACUCUGGUGAUCCAGGACCUCAGGGCCCCCGAGGGCCACAGGGAUUAUCGGGGCCCCCUGGCAAAUCCGGCCGCAGGGGUCGUGCAGGAGCAGACGGAGCUCGUGGAAUGCCUGGUGAAUCCGGAGCUAAGGGUGACAGGGGUUUCGAUGGCCUGCCUGGUCUUCCUGGGGAUAAAGGACACAGAGGAGAACCUGGAGCUUUGGGGCCCCCCGGACCCCUGGGAGAGGACGGAGAGAGGGGAGACGAUGGGGAAGUGGGACCAAGAGGACUGCCUGGUGAACCUGGACCCCGUGGACUGCUUGGACCUAAAGGACCCCCUGGUAUUCCUGGACCCCCUGGUGUGCGUGGAAGUGAUGGACCUCACGGACCAAAAGGAAAUCUUGGGCCACAAGGAGAACCCGGACCCCCAGGACAGCAAGGGACAUCAGGAACUCAGGGUAUGCCAGGACCUCAGGGAGCAAUGGGACCCCCAGGGGAGAAGGGGCCGGUCGGGAAGCCAGGACUGCCGGGAAUGUCAGGAGCCGACGGACCCCCUGGACACCCAGGCAAAGAGGGGCCAAGCGGAACUAAGGGGAACCAGGGUCCCAACGGCCCUCAGGGUCCUAUUGGCUAUCCAGGACCACGUGGUGUAAAGGGGGCGGAAGGUGUCCGUGGACUGAAGGGACACAAGGGGGAGAAGGGUGAAGACGGGUUCCCCGGGUUUAAGGGAGACUUGGGGGUGAAAGGAGACCGGGGGGAGCUCGGUGUGCCUGGUCAGAGAGGGGAGGACGGUCCGGAGGGUCCUAAAGGCAGAGUCGGACCCCCAGGGGAACUGGGUCCAAUCGGACUGGUCGGAGAGAAGGGUAAACUGGGAGUCCCUGGUCUGCCUGGAUACCCGGGGAGACAAGGACCCAAGGGUUCACUCGGCUUCCCAGGGUUCCCCGGGACGAAUGGAGAGAAGGGAGCGCGGGGUUUGAUUGGAAAAACUGGACCUAGAGGUCAGAGGGGGCCAACGGGCCCCAGGGGACAAAGGGGACCCAGAGGGGCCACAGGCAAACCAGGGGCUAAGGGUACAUCUGGCAGUGAUGGCCCAGCUGGUCCACCAGGAGAGACUGGACUGCCAGGACCUCAAGGACCCAAUGGAUUCCCAGGACCGAAGGGGCCCCCGGGACCCAGUGGAAAGGACGGGCUGCCUGGACACCCAGGACAGAGAGGAGAAGUGGGUUUCCAAGGCAAGACCGGCCCACCAGGACCUCCUGGAGUAGUGGGACCCCAGGGCCCCUCUGGAGAGAGCGGUCCACUGGGAGAGCGAGGGCACCCAGGCCCCUCAGGGCCCCCCGGAGAGCAGGGCCUGCCAGGGGCUUCAGGGAAGGAGGGCAGCAAGGGAGACCCAGGCCCCAUUGGGCCCCCAGGCAAGGACGGGCCAGCAGGACUGAGGGGCUUCCCUGGAGAGAGGGGUCUGCCGGGCACCGCGGGCGGCAUGGGGCUGAAGGGUAAUGAAGGACCAGCUGGACCCCCCGGGCCUGCUGGCUCUGCUGGUGAGCGUGGUGCCGCAGGACAAGGUGGUCCUAUCGGCCCCCCAGGCAGACCUGGCCCCCAAGGGCCUCCCGGAGCAGCUGGAGAGAAGGGAGUUCCUGGAGUGAAAGGACCAAUUGGACCGGCAGGUCGUGAUGGGGUUCAGGGUCUGGUGGGUCUGCCCGGGCCAGCGGGGCCCCUGGGGACCCCAGGAGAGGACGGAGACAAGGGUGAGAUCGGAGAGCCUGGACAGAAGGGUGCCAAAGGAAGCAAGGGAGAGCAUGGUCCCCCUGGGCCCCCAGGUCCAAUGGGUCCAGUCGGACAGCCCGGAGCCGCUGGUGCUGAUGGUGAGCUUGGCCCCAGGGGUCAGCAGGGUCCGUUCGGAGCAAAGGGAGACGAGGGCCCCCGAGGGUUCCCCGGUCCUCCCGGCCCAAUCGGACUGCAGGGUUUGCCUGGUCCGUCAGGAGAGAAAGGAGAGACUGGAGAUGUGGGCCCCAUGGGCCCCCCAGGUCCCCCGGGCCCCAGAGGUCCAGCUGGCCCCAGUGGAGCUGACGGUCCACAAGGUCCCCCUGGAGGUUUGGGUAACCCUGGUAAUGUAGGAGAGAAGGGAGAGCCCGGUGAGUCCGGAGCCCCAGGUGUGGCAGGAGAGCCCGGUGCAAAGGGCCCUCGCGGGGAGCGUGGAGAGAAGGGGGAGGCGGGACAGCCUGGCACGGCCGGACCAGCGGGAGCAAAGGGGCCUACUGGAGACGAUGGACCCAAAGGAAACCCUGGCCCCGUUGGAUUCCCAGGUGACCCAGGACCCCCUGGAGAGCUCGGACCCCGAGGUCAAGACGGAGCAAAGGGUGAGAGAGGAGAGGAUGGAGAGCAAGGACAAGCGGGCUCCCCCGGACCCACUGGUGAGAAUGGCCCCCCAGGACCUCCGGGAAAGAGGGGUCCUGCUGGAACGAGAGGUCCGGAGGGGCGACAGGGAGAGAAGGGAUCCAAGGGUGACCCGGGUGCUAAUGGCCCAGCCGGAAAGACAGGUGCAGUCGGGCCCCAGGGGCCCCCAGGCAAACCCGGUACUGAGGGGCUGAGAGGCAUCCCAGGAUCAGUGGGUGAACAAGGCUCUCCCGGAGUGACAGGACAGAGGGGCCCCCCCGGACCCAUCGGCCCCCCUGGUCUGCCUGGUCUGCAGGGAGACCCCGGAGCCAAGGGAGAGAAGGGACACCCUGGCCUCAUCGGCCUCAUCGGACCCCCAGGAGAGCAGGGAGAGAAGGGAGACAGGGGCCUGCCAGGGCCACAGGGCAGUCCUGGAGCCAAGGGAGAGACUGGAAUCGCAGGACCAACUGGACCACUCGGACCAGCUGGACCCCCCGGAUUACCAGGUCCUAUUGGUGUGAAAGGUGCUAAAGGAGCUUCAGGUCAAGCUGGUCCUAAAGGAGAGAAGGGUGUCGCUGGACCUGCAGGUCCGCCUGGCCCCCCUGGUGAGGUGAUCCAGCCCCUCCCUAUCCAGAUGUCCCCCAAGAGGAGCAGGCGCUCAAUCGACGGCAGCCAGCUGGAGGAGGAGGGGGUGCAGGCCGACGCAGCCCUGGACUACGCUGAAACCGGCAUGGAGGAGAUCUUCGGCUCCCUCAACUCCCUCAAACAGGAGCUCGAGCACAUGAGACACCCACUGGGCACCAAGGACAACCCGGCCAGGACCUGCAGGGACCUGCAGCUCAGCCAGGCCGAAUUCAAGGACGGUGAAUACUGGAUCGAUCCCAACCAGGGCUGCGCUCGAGAUUCAUUCAAGGUUUUCUGCAACUUCACUGCGGGAGGAGAGACCUGCAUCUACCCAGACAAGAAGAUUGAGUCGGUGAAGAUGAACUCCUGGAGCAGCGAGACCCCUGGAACCUGGUUCAGUGAGUUCAAACAAGGCAGCAAGUUCUCGUAUGUGGACUCUGAAGGUGAGCCCCUGGGUGUGGUUCAGCUCACGUUCCUGCGGCUGCUGUCUGUCUCGGCCCGGCAGAACUUCACCUAUCACUGCCACCACUCCGUGGCCUGGCAGCACUUGGGCAGCGAUGGCUUCGAGCGGGCCCUGCACUUCCAGGGGGCGAACGAGGAGGACAUGAGCUACCAGACCAGCCCCUACAUCAAGGCACCACUCGACGGCUGUGCUUAUCGCAAGGGCUAUGACAAGACAGUUCUGGAGGUGAACACUCCCGUGGUGGUGCAGCUGCCUGUGCUUGACGUCAUGUUCACAGACUUUGGGGAGGCCAAGCAGAAAUUCGGCUUUGAUGUGGGACCCGUGUGCUUCCUGGGAUAGAACAAAAUAAACCAGAAACACAACCCAGCUACAAAACACACAAACAAACAAACAAACAAACACAUUAAAAAAACAACCAACGCAAAGCAAGCAAAAGCCAGUCCUGUCACAAUACUACGAG